This is a messenger RNA of Erythranthe guttata (spotted monkey flower), 1390 nucleotides long. Lineage: Eukaryota; Viridiplantae; Streptophyta; Magnoliopsida; Lamiales; Phrymaceae. The record is from RefSeq and is a predicted model, not a curated record.
UGAAAUCUCAUCCCCAUCACUAACAAGUACUCUUGUUUCUCUCUCUACAUAUAUCCUUCUCUCUCUCUAAAAAAACACUAACAGACACAAUGGCAAGCAGUGCAGGGGCAUUGGUGUCCAGGUACUCCAACAGCAAGAUUUCGAGACACGACUUUGAACCCGAUUUUGUCUUCGGUGCUGCUACUUCUGCUUAUCAGAUAGAAGGUGCUUAUAAGGAGGAUGGUAAAACCUUCAGUAUUUGGGACACCUACAGCAUAACCAAACCUGCUAAAAUAUCUGAUGGUAGCAAUGGCUGCCUUGCCAUUGACCACUACAAUAAAUACAAGGAGGAUAUUGAUUUGAUGAAAAAGUUGGGGUUAGAUGCUUACAGGUUUUCAAUUGCAUGGACCAGAAUAUUACCAGGUGGGAGAUUGAGCGGCGGCGUUAACAGAGAAGGCGUCAAGUUCUAUAAUGAUGUCAUUGACUAUGCACUCUCCAAAGGAAUUCAGCCGUAUGUAACAAUCUUCCAUUGGGAUACUCCCACUUUCUUGCAAGAGGAGUACGGUGGCUUUGCUAGCCCAAGAAUAGUGCAAGAUUUUGCGGAGUACGCAGAAGUGUGCUUCUUCGAGUUCGGGGACCGUGUGAAGCAUUGGAUCACGAUAAACGAGUCGUGGACGUACACUCACCAUGGUUACAUAACUGGAGAUUUCCCACCUAACCAUGGUACUUAUACAACCGGUCCAACCGAAACGACAACAAGCGGUGCUCCAAAGAACAAAAGGAAUCACAGAUGUACACGUGGCGUUGACCCACAUGUGCUCAGUGGGUCCAACCCCGGAACCGAACCCUAUUUGGUCGCACAUCAUUUGAUCCUUGCUCAUGCUGCAGCCGUUGAAAUAUACCGACGAGACUAUAAGGAAGCCCAAAAGGGCAUAAUAGGUGUUACACAUGUUUCAAUGUGGUUUACACCACUAGAGGACACCGAAGAAGAUAAAGCAGCUGCUUCAAGAGCUGUUGAUUUUAUGUGGGGAUGGUUUCUGGCACCUAUAGUGAGGGGCGAAUACCCCCCUGUGAUGAGAGAGAGAGUGGGUGACCGGCUACCGGUAUUCACACCUGAGCAGAAAAAGUUAAUAACACAAUCAUUUGAUUUUAUUGGAUUGAAUUAUUACACAACUAAUUACGUCACCUACAAACCUACCCCAUAUGGCACCCCACCAACUUAUUAUACAGAUCAAGAAGCUGAUUUCCUCACUGAACGAAAUGGGGUGCCAAUUGGCGAUAAGGGUGGUUCUCCAUGGAUGUUCGUUGUCCCGGAAGGAUUCUACAAGCUUAUAGUGCACACUUAUGAAGAAUACGAAGAUCCUCUGAUUUACGUCACGGAGAACGGUAAUUAAUUAAAUACAUAUGUAGA